Messenger RNA from Caenorhabditis elegans, 1256 nucleotides. It is a transcript of the gene dnj-2, whose product is annotated as DnaJ homolog dnj-2. The record is from RefSeq and is marked reviewed. Gene Ontology annotation, cellular component: membrane. Gene Ontology annotation, biological process: protein folding. NCBI's taxonomy places the organism in Eukaryota, Metazoa, Nematoda, Chromadorea, Rhabditida, Rhabditidae.
CAGAAUGCGCUCAGCAAUUGCGGCGCCCAUCUUGUUCUUACUAGUAUCAUUUUUCGUCCAGGAAUGUGAAUCGGUCGGAUUUGCUCCAGAGCUCUAUUGUGGAUUAGAAAACUGUUAUGAUGUACUCGAAGUCAAUCGUGAGGAAUUCGAUAAGCAGAAGCUAGCUAAAGCAUAUAGAGCUCUGGCUAGGAAGCAUCAUCCAGAUAGAGUCAAGAAUAAGGAAGAGAAGCUUCUCGCCGAAGAACGUUUCCGAGUAAUUGCCACUGCUUAUGAAACACUUAAGGAUGAUGAAGCAAAAACUAAUUACGACUAUUAUCUCGAUCAUCCUGAUCAAAGAUUCUACAAUUACUAUCAAUAUUAUCGUCUUCGCGCCGCUCCAAAAGUAGAUCUUCGAAUUGUCAUUGUUGGAACUAUUCUUAUCAUUUCACUCUUCCAAUUCCUCUCUGCAAAACACAAGUUCUCAGAAGCAAUCGAAUAUGCAACCGGUGUUGGAAAAUUCCGCAAUAUGGCAAUUAAAGAUGGAAUUGAUAAAGGCUUGCUGGAAAUGGAUCGGAAUGGAAAAUUAAAAAAGAACAAAGGAGUUGACAAUGAUGAAGUUAUCAAGCAAAUAAUUAUUGAUAAUCUUGAUGUCACGGGUGGCUACAAACGAGAAUCCAUCUACGAUACUCUCGCAUGGCACACAAUUAUUUUCCCAUUAACGAUAUUCCGAUACAUUAAAUGGACAGCACUUUGGUAUUGGAGAUUUGCAAUUCAAAAGGAGGAAUAUGAUGAUGACGCCAAGCUUUAUCUCAUUAGAAAGUACAUUGGAGUUUCACAAAUGGAAUUCGAUCAGAAGUACACUGAUGAAGACAUUGAUGAUCUUUUUGAACGAGAAUGCUGGCUGAAACGAAACUGUGCAACGUGGAAAGCCGAACGAGACGCUGCGGAACAAGAAAAAAUGGCUCAAUCGGGUCGGUACAAAAGGUAUAAGAGAUAUAUGAAAAACGCGGGAACUAUUUCGUUUGUCGAUGAAGAUUAAAUAUUUACUAAAAAUUACUUAUUGCAUUUUAUAACUCGUUCUUUCUAAAUUAUUAUUCCUUUAUGCAGCUGUUUUAUCAUCAAAUUUUUAUAGCAUUUCAUGUUUUCACUUAACUCGAAUGUUUCUCCGAGUUUGCGAGCAUAAUCUACUUCUUUCUUACCAAUAUUGAUGUUUUUUCUUCAUUUUCAAUCUUUUUUUACUGUGGGUGAUAAUUUAUUCAAUUGAUAAAAAUUGCUUU